Didymella exigua CBS 183.55 is the source of this 3846-nucleotide messenger RNA. RefSeq lists its product as uncharacterized. The record is from RefSeq and is a predicted model, not a curated record. Lineage: Eukaryota; Fungi; Ascomycota; Dothideomycetes; Pleosporales; Didymellaceae. Gene Ontology annotation, biological process: phosphorelay signal transduction system; protein autophosphorylation. Gene Ontology annotation, molecular function: histidine phosphotransfer kinase activity; phosphorelay sensor kinase activity. The transcript has 4 exons. The coding region runs from base 1 to 3846 and encodes 1281 amino acids.
AUGGAGCACCCGGACCUCGCAAAGGAACGCGAGUUCUACAGGUACUAUCCGCAGCGGACCACCUCCAACGAGAUCCUCAGCCGCCGCCCUUCGCCCACGCCCGUCCAUGAUACACCUACGCCGCCCCGAGGACCGCCCUCAGGCCCUGGGCUGGGUAUCGCAGGGGCAUUCGACGGCUGCCCCCAGCCCUCGGAAGACAAGGCACUGACUGCAUUUGCGCAGCUGGGUGCGCUGCGACUUAAUGCACGAAGAUGCCUCAUCUCCUUCUUCGAUCGACGGAACUGUUACAUCCUGGCUGAGGCCACACGAACCUUGUCCCUACACACAGGCCAACCCGAGUUCAGCGAGGACAGUCUGGUUUGGGGCAAUACUAUCUUCCCCAAAGAGAAGAGCAUCUGCUAUGUCACAGUCAACCUCGCUGCGGGUCAGUCCGGCUUGCCUUUCGAUGACUACAGCAAAACGCCUUCCCUGAUUGUGAAUGACCUGAAGAUUGAUCGACGCUUCAAGCACUUCCCUUCAGUAGCAGGGAUCCCCAGAUCUCGUUUCUAUGCUGGAGUCCCUAUACGCAGCCCAAGCGGGCACAACAUUGGCACAUAUUGCGUCCUAGAUGAUAGGCCGCGGGACGGCCUUUCUGCGCAUCAGUUAGACUUCCUCAAAGACAUGGCAGGCACAGUGAUGCGACACUUGGAGAUGACAAGGGCGACCGAAGACCAUCGGAGGGGCAAGAUUAUGGUUAAGAGCUUGGGAUCGUUUGCUGAGGGAAAGAGCGGAACUGAAGAUUGGUGGCAGGAUCCGUGGGACAUGCCGCUGUCUGCAGGACUGUCGGAGACACCUCUGCAGCGACAAAGACCAGCCGCACGAUCCAACGCUGACCAGGAGCCGUUCGUUGUUGACCGAAGUAGUAGCGUCAUUUCUAGCGUCAAGAGCCCCGCCAGCACAGAUGCAUCGAGUGUCCGCCCUAUGAGCAGUGUUGUUACACCUGCAUCUGAGCUGGGACCGGAGCCGCCCAGGGUACCAGAAGUAGCGACCAAAACCUCUUCAUCCUCUCAGAACGAUCAGAAGAGCAAGAUCGCACCGGAGGUUCAGGCAGCCUUUGAUAGGGCAUCGAACAUGAUCGUUGACGCGAUCGAGGCUGACGGCGUUGCGUUCUUCGAUGCUAAAAUCAGCACGUUUGGUGGGCUCGUCGAGGACGAUCUCUUCUCCGAAGACCUACCUGAGCCAGACAAGCCUUGUGUUCUGCUAGGCUCUGCGCUAAGCAAGAACAACAGGGAGGUGUCGAGUCUCUCUGAUAUGCAAUACUCAAUGUCCGAGAGUGUGUUACGACAUCUGCUUCGUUCGUACUCACAUGGCCAGAUCUUCAACUUUGACGACGAUGCCACCACUCCAGCUAUCAACUCGCCUUCAGGAAACGGGGACGUAGAGGUGAUAGAUGGCUUUCCGUUCCACAUCUCACGCAAGUCAGAAUCUACCAGAAGUCAAGACGACGAGAACUUCCUUCGAAGCGUUUUCCCAAGGGCGAAAAGCUUGGUGCUCUACCCAUUGUGGGACUCGCAUCGCGAUCGGUGGUUCGCCAGCGCCGUGAUCUGGAGCUCUGACCCCAUGCGCGUUUUUACCAGCGAGCAGGAGCUCAGCUUCCUUGCUGCAUUUAGCAACUCAGUCAUGGCUGAGGUCGCACGGCUAGACACUAAGCUAGCGGACGCUGCAAAGGCUGACUUUAUCUCGUCCAUCAGUCACGAGCUACGAUCACCUCUGCAUGGCAUACUGGGCAUGACGGACUUGCUAAAAGACACUGCGAUCGACGGACAGCAGACAAACCAUGUGCAGACCAUCGAGACUUGCGGCAAAACCCUUCUGGAGACCAUCAACCAUGUGCUUGACUUUGCCAAGAUCAACAAUCUUACGCGAGGAAAAUCGAAGAAAUCAAAGAAGCGUACGCAAAGCGCCAAGCAUGUCAUCAGCCCUGGACAAAGUCACACGAAUGAUAUUAUGACGCUGAUCAACGACGUGGACAUGAGUGUCCUCGCAGAAGACGUUGUAGAGAGUGUGUUCGCUGGUCAUGUCUACCAGAAGGUUUCUGCCCAAACAUAUGAGCUCACCUCCUGUAAGAAGGAGGUUCUCCCACUGAGUCUCAUUCUCGACAUCAAUGAGAGCGCAAACUACGUCUUCCGUACACAACCCGGCGCAUGGAGACGAGUCGUCAUGAACCUUUUCGGUAAUGCCCUGAAAUACACGGAAGCGGGAUACAUCAAGGUCAAGCUCCAAGUAAUGCCAAGGUCAAGCCCCACGGAAGAGUACCGCGAGUUCCGCUUCACAGUAACCGACAGUGGUGUCGGCAUGUCGGAAGACUACAUCAACAACAGGCUUUUCCAUUCGUUUGCACAGGAGAACCCUCUGAGCCAAGGAACUGGUCUUGGUCUCAGCAUUGUGAAGCAGAUCGUUGAAUCCCUUGGAGGUGAGAUAGAAGUCACUAGCGCGAAGGGUCGUGGAACCAAGUUCAUGGUAUCCUGCCCUCUCAAGGAGUCGAUCAUGUCACCAUCAUUCUGUCCCACGGAACCUGAGCAGCAAAAAGAGAAGCAUUUGCGGGAGGUCGGUAAGCGCACAAAGGGUAUGAAGGUCUGCUUCAAGGGAUUUGAUGAAGAGGAAGAAUACUUCGUUAGGAGCCUGAAGGGAAAGAACGCCACAUAUUUGUCAAAGAAGGCAAUCGACAGCCUAUGCGCUGACUGGUUUGGGAUGAAGACGUGUGCGAGCGGCCCUUGUGCCGCAGAGCCAGAUCUCAUCGUUGCAACCGAGUUGGUCGCAAAGGCAUUACGUGCUCGGCACAGCCAAGGGGUCAAUCAAGCCAAUCACCCACCAGUCAUCGUUGUCUGUAACGGUGCUGCGUCCGCACAGUCUGUCACCGCCAUUACAGUACCAGGCGUCAUUUUUGAGUGCAUCGGCCAGCCAGUUGGACCUCACAAAAUGGCGAAGGCUUUGACCUCCUGCCUGGACCGCCACGCAAAUCAGCUAAGUGGCCAAAUCGACGGCACCGAGGCGACGCUACAGAAGGUGACACAGCUGAGCCUGAAAGAUAACACCCCACCACAUAGCCCAGAUAUGUUCUCGCGCCUUCUUGACAUAGCUCGACCGGCUCUCACUUCAACGAUUAGCGCUCCUGAGGUGCGUUCGGUCAGCACGAGCCCGGUCAAGAAGUCGGCAUACUCCACACCAACAAGAUCGCUGAAUUGUCUGGCUGUCGACGACAACCCUAUCAACCUUCGACUUCUUCGCACGUUCGUCGACAAAUUAGGCCACCGCCAUGUUCUUGCGGUCAACGGCCUUGAAGCUCUCGAUACAUACAAGUCCGCCCAAGACCAAUCGUUGAUCAACGAUAUGUCUGCCCGCAUCGACGUUAUCCUGAUGGACAUUAACAUGCCGGAGAUGGACGGCCUCGAAGCAACGCGUCAGAUUCGUGCUCAUGAGAUCAGAACUGGACUGCCGCCUGUCACCAUCAUCGCACUCACAGGUGUAGCCAGUACUGAGACCCAGCAAGAGGCAAACUCCAGCGGCGUCAACUUAUUCUUGAUCAAGCCGGUACGACUCGCGGAUCUAGAGGUGGUGCUGAAGGGUGUCAUCACGGGACAGGAGAAGGCUGAGUGUGAGGAGAAAGAAAAAGAGAAAGAGAAUCAGGGCCUGGGGUCGCAGAUGCCGCCGCCGCAGAUUCAGUCGCCGCCGAAAGAGGUAGCACCUGAGGCACAGCUGCCGAAGAUACAAGCCGCAACACAGACAGCGCCCAAGGCACAGCAGGGUGGCGUCAAGGUGGAUGAAAAACAGGUAGGGCCCAGCGUCACAGUGAAAGAGGUCAAAUGA